AUGGACACGAUCACGGUGGGCCAGUACGUCUUCGAGAGGCUCAAACAAUUGCAAGUGAACACAGUCUUUGGGCUGCCGGGAGACUUCAACCUGUGUCUCCUGGACUACCUCUACAAGGUUGACGGCAUGAGAUGGGCAGGCGACACGAAUGAGCUCAACGCCUCUUACGCUGCUGACGGGUACGCCAGGGUCAAGGGCAUUGGCGCUCUGAUCACCACAUUCGGUGUUGGUGAGCUGUCUGCGUUGAACGGUAUUGCAGGUUCUUAUGCUGAGCACGUUGGCGUUGUCCACAUUGUUGGUGUUGCUUCGACAGCGUCGCAAUCAAAGCAGCUGCUGCUACACCACACGCUUGGUAACGGUGACUUCAACGUUUUCCACAGAAUGUCCUCCUACAUCUCUAAGACGACGGCUUGGAUCAACGAUCCGCAGUCAGCAGCUUCAGAGAUCGACCGCUGUAUCAGAGAGGCGUACAUCUCUCAGAAGCCGGUCUACAUCGGACUUCCAACAAACUUGGUGGAGGAGCCAGUGCCUACGGCACUUCUUGAUACUCCAAUUGACCUGACAGUGCAACCAAACAACCCGUCUGCUGAACAGGAGGUGCUGGACACUGUCCUGGAACUCAUCAAGAGUGCCAAGUCGCCAGUUAUCAUUGUUGACUCGUGUGCUUCUCGUCAUAACGUUAAAGACGAAACUCACACGUUGAUCGCCACCACUCAGUUCCCAACGUUUACAACACCUAUGGGCAAAGGUGUUGUCAAUGAAAACAACCCGAGAUUUGGAGGAGUCUACGUCGGCAGCUUGUCCAAGCCAGAGGUCAAGCAGGUUGUUGAGAACGCUGAUCUCAUCUUGUCUGUUGGUGCACUGCUCUCUGAUUUCAACACUGGCUCAUUCUCGUACUCCUACGGCACUAAGAACGUUGUUGAAUUCCAUUCUGACUACAUCAAGAUCAAGUCAGCAACAUACCCAGGUCUUAACUUCAGGUUUGUGCUGCAGAAGUUGAAUGAAAGCAUCAAAUCAUUGAUGACCGAUUAUGCCCCUAUCGAAGUUCCACAGAUGGAAGGGCCUCUGAAAGCUGAUCCAUCUUCAAAGCUCACUCAGCAGUGGCUCUGGACUAACUUGUCAACAUUCUUGCAACCAAACGACAUCGUUAUAACAGAAACCGGUACGUCUGCUUUUGGUAUUCUUCAAACAAAAUUCCCUGACAACGUUCUUGGUAUCUCCCAAGUCCUUUGGGGAUCAAUUGGUUAUUCCGUUGGUGCCUGUUGCGGUGCUGUUGCAGCAGCACAAGAGCUUGAGAAGCCUAGACGUGUGAUUCUCUUUGUAGGUGAUGGUUCUCUGCAACUUACCGUUCAAGCCAUUUCCACUAUGAUCAGACAUAACUUGACCCCCUACAUCUUUGUCCUUAACAAUCAAGGUUACACGAUUGAGAAGCUGAUUCAUGGUCCUAAUGCUGGUUACAACGAGAUCCAGAUCUGGGAUCAUUUGAAGCUGUUGCCGACGUUUGGAGCAAAGAACUAUGAUGCUAUUCAAGUGAAAACAGUUGGUGAGCUGGAUACGAUGUUCCGUUGUGCUGAUUUCGCAAGAAACGACAAGAUUAGAUUGAUUGACGUUGUUCUUGAGGAGAUGGAUGCCCCAAUCAACCUUGUUAAGCAAGCAGAACUGACUGCAAAGACAAACGCUAGUCAAUGA
Williopsis jadinii is the source of this 1689-nucleotide messenger RNA. Its product is annotated as alpha-keto acid decarboxylase family protein. The record is from RefSeq and is a predicted model, not a curated record. Gene Ontology annotation, molecular function: thiamine pyrophosphate binding; carboxy-lyase activity; magnesium ion binding. The coding region runs from base 1 to 1689 and encodes 562 amino acids. The transcript has a single exon. NCBI's taxonomy places the organism in Eukaryota, Fungi, Ascomycota, Saccharomycetes, Phaffomycetales, Wickerhamomycetaceae.